CACACAACAUACAGUAUGCCUAUGUCUACACCACGGCAGUCUGGAGAAAGAUACCAGGUGAUCUGGACUUAUAUCCUUUUUUAGACUUAAAUCCUGUUUUGUUGUUUUAGAUAUAUUUUUUAAAACUUUUUGUAAUUCAAACAGUAAGGACAUCAGAGGGGGAGACAGGCAAGUGGGAGAUAGAUGGACACAGGGAUUGAUCCAUGGUCUCUGGUGGGGAGAUGUAUAUAUGACUUAUGCAAGGGGGUUUUUACCACCGUAUGGGUCUGAACAACUUGUCUCCUGUUUGAUUCACACACUACGAUUGGAGUGUUUGUCAGUGUAACAGUAAAGUAAAGUCUGGUAAGCUGAGACAUUGCGUCAAUUGUAUUUGUUAUUCAAUAUAUUGAUAUUAUUGAACUACACUCAGGAUGAAUGAAGUUUGCUGUAUAGACUACUCAAUGUACACUGCAGCCACAGGUAACAAUGUUUUUCCAUGGGAAUGCCUAUGGGAUAUAACACUUUGAAGAGGAAUACCGUGGCAAUAAUGCAAAGAGCUUUGGUCAUCGAUGGCAAAUCUAAGAAUGAAGGAUUUAUGAGACAUCAAUAAGAGAUUGAUAGUUUCACCUGAUAGACAAAUAUAUCUACAAAUAUUUCAAUGUACUAUUAGGAAAAUGGAAAACUCAACACAAUUCACGUCAUUUAUGCUAGCUGGAUAUAGUGACAGUGGACACUUAAAGUACUUCUAUUUGAUUAUAUUAACUGUGUUAUACAUCUCCAUAGUCUUUGCGAACAUUGUGCUUAUCAUGGUUAUAUGUAUGGAGAGGAGCCUUCAUGAACCCAUGUAUCUGUUUCUGUGCAGUUUGUUUGUGAAUGAGUUGUAUGGUAGCACUGCUUUGUUUCCUGCUCUUAUGAUUAAUUUGGUUUCAGAUGCGCAUUCAGUUUCCACUGUGUACUGUUACCUCCAGAUGUUUAGUAUAUACACAUAUGGAUCUAUUGAAUUCAGCAAUUUAGCAGUCAUGUCCUAUGACAGGUACCUUGCUAUAUGUUAUCCACUACAGUAUAAUGUCGUCAUGACACCCAACAGGGUGUGUAUUUUAGUUUGUGUAAUAUGGUUGUACUCUUUUGUAAAAUUCAUCAUAACACUGUCUUUAACUAUUCGUUUGAAAUUGUGUGGGAACGUUAUAGACAAAGUGUACUGUGACAACUACCUGCUGGUGAAACUUGCUUGUUCAACUUCAGACGCAACAGUUAAUAACAUCUAUGGACUCUACGGUGUUGUUUUGUCUGUUGUUGUCCCUUUAAUUACUAUUUUGUUUUCUUAUAUUAAGAUUCUGACAAUUUGUUUGAAAUCUUCCAUUGAGACCAGACAGAAAGCUUUCAGCACCUGUACUCCUCACCUGGCCUCGCUGCUCAACUUCUCUUUCGGCUGUUUCUUAAAUCUGCUCCAGAGUAGAUUUGAUAGCCCUAUGAGAAAUGUUCCAACUGUACUUCACACUAUUUUAUCAGUGUACUUUCUGAUGUGCCAGCCACUUUUUAAUCCUGUUGUGUAUGGAGUUAGGAUGACUAAAAUCAGACAGGCUUGUAAAUACAUACUACCUGUAGGUCUGUACCUUAAAACAUAAGCUAAACAGUAGUGUGACCUUUUCUGUCCUGAUUGUUAGAUUUUUGUGAGGUUGACUUGUGUGUUUUGUUACUUAUAGUUACCAUAAUGAAUGGAGGUGAGGAUGGUGAAAAUCAGACAUGUAAAACAUUUGCUAAUUUGUGAAAUAUUGUCAUUUACCUUUUAUUCACUUUAUAAAUAAAUGGAAUCGGACUCGUCUGCCUGUCAGGCCUACUGUCCCCCUAUGAACCUCCAUUAAGUUAAAGCCACGCCAAACAGCUCCAUACCACCAGGACCUGGAUACCCACAACAGAGGACAGUUUCUUUUGCUCCCAAGCACCAUGCCUUUGGGACUCCCUUCCUGACAAUCGCAAGGCUGCUCAGACUGUUGGGGCCUUCAAAGUAGGCCUUAUGACUCAUCUCCACGAGCCUUCCCUUCCUUCUAGAAUCUCAAAGUGCAUCAAAUAAAAG
Molecule: messenger RNA, 2053 nt
Organism: Oncorhynchus keta (chum salmon)
Lineage: Eukaryota; Metazoa; Chordata; Actinopteri; Salmoniformes; Salmonidae
Product: olfactory receptor 11A1-like
Exons: 1
Coding region: 654-1604 (316 amino acids)
Biological process (GO): G protein-coupled receptor signaling pathway
Cellular component (GO): membrane
Molecular function (GO): G protein-coupled receptor activity; olfactory receptor activity
Source: RefSeq, a predicted model, not a curated record